AUGGAUCAUUCUCCUACUGAAACAACCACUAUUGGUCAACCUAAUGAAACAGUCACAAUUGGUGCCCAACCUACUGAAACAGCCGCUGGUAGUGCCCAACCUAUUAAAGGUAAUACCACUGGACCUCUUCUUUCUGAUAAGCCUCCAUUACCACCUAAGGAGAAGGGUAAGGCACGGGGAAAAGUUAGUGGUAGGAAACCAUCAAGAGCAUGGGAUCAUUUUGAUAAAAUUAAAAAUGAGGAAGAUGGGAAAACACGGGCUGUAUGUAAGUAUUGUCAAAAAGAAUACAUGGCUGAGUCGAAGUCCCAUGGGACUAGUAAUUUAUUGAGUCAUGUGGCUAGUUGUUUAAAGUAUCCUUAUAGAGAACAAGAAAAGAGUCAACAUACAUUGUCUUUUCAAAACAAAAAAGAUGGAGAUGGUGUCGGUCUAGUGGCAACUUCUUUUACAGUGAAAGGUGCUAGGAAAGCUCUAGCUGAAAUGAUCAUUCUUGAUGAAUUGCCUUUUAGAUUUGUUGAAGGGGUUGGUUUUCGUAGGUUUUGCAAUGCUUUACAACCAAAGUUUACCAUGAUUCCAUCUCGUACCACUGUUGCUAAAGAUCUAGUUGCAAUUUUUAACACUGAGAGGACUACGUUAAGAAAUUUUUUGAAGGGUCGUAGAGUUUGUCUUACAACUGAUACAUGGACAUCUAUACAAAAUCUUAAUUACAUGUGUCUUACGGCUCAUUUUAUUGAUGAUGAUUGGAAAUUGCAAAAAAGGAUUUUAAAUUUCUGUCAAGUUGAGGAUCAUAAAGAUGAAACUGUUGGUAAGAGGAUUGAGUUGUGUUUACUUGAAUGGAACCUUGGUAGUGUUUUUACUUUGACUGUUGAUAAUGCGAGUUCUUACAAUACAGCCAUAAAAUUCUUGAAAAGAAAAACAAAAGAUUGGAAGGGCACUGUUUUGGGUCAUGAGUUCUUACAUAUGCGUUGUUGUGCGCAUAUUUUGAAUCUCAUUGUUGGUGAGGGCUUGAAAGAGUUGGAUACUUCAAUUUGUUGUGUGCGUGAUGUUGUGAGAUAUGUGAGGUCGUCUCCAAAUAGGCAUGAAUCUUUUAAGAAGUGUGUGGAGAUGUGUCAAAUUGAGUCCAAGUCUUUGUUAUGUCUUGAUAUACCUACUAGGUGGAAUUCAACUUAUUUGAUGUUGGAGAGUGCUGAAAAAUUUGAGAAAGCAUUUGAGCGUUUAGAGGAGGAGGACUCAAAUUAUCGAUCUUACUUUUUAAAGGGCGAUAGGGAGGAUGGAAGUGGUAGAAAGAAGAAGUCAUGGGGUGCUCCAACAGAGGGUGACUGGAACAAUUGUAGACUAUUUUUAAAAUUCUUAAGGCUUUUCUACAAUGCUACUAAAAGGUUUUCGGGCUCCCUUUAUGUAACUUCUAAUUGUUUUUUUGAUGAGAUGUUUGUUAUUCUAACAAAAAUUGAGCAAUUAAGUAAAAAAGAUGGGAGGGAAGAUGAAUUGUUGGGUUUAAUGGCAAAAGGAAUGAAAGCAAAAUUUGACAAAUAUUGGGGUAAUGGAGAUAAAAUAAAUCUGUUGAUGUAUGUUGCUGUGGUGCUUGAUCCACGAAAAAAAUUGAGAUAUGUCUAG
Messenger RNA from Camellia sinensis, 1611 nucleotides. RefSeq names its product zinc finger BED domain-containing protein RICESLEEPER 1-like. Lineage: Eukaryota; Viridiplantae; Streptophyta; Magnoliopsida; Ericales; Theaceae. Gene Ontology annotation, molecular function: DNA binding. The record is from RefSeq and is a predicted model, not a curated record.